This is a messenger RNA of Perognathus longimembris pacificus (Pacific pocket mouse), 7504 nucleotides long. It is a transcript of the gene Scn8a, whose product is annotated as sodium voltage-gated channel alpha subunit 8. The transcript has 27 exons. Gene Ontology annotation, biological process: sodium ion transmembrane transport; neuronal action potential; membrane depolarization during action potential. Bases 83 to 6025 code for a protein of 1980 amino acids. NCBI's taxonomy places the organism in Eukaryota, Metazoa, Chordata, Mammalia, Rodentia, Heteromyidae. The record is from RefSeq and is a predicted model, not a curated record. Gene Ontology annotation, cellular component: voltage-gated sodium channel complex; plasma membrane; axon. Gene Ontology annotation, molecular function: protein binding; voltage-gated sodium channel activity.
CGCGGGCGGACGGGCGCGUCCGGCGAGGAGCUGACCUGUCCUGGACGCAGCAUAAGUAACGAAGCUGCUGCAGGAUGAGAAGAUGGCAGCGCAGCUGCUCGCACCACCAGGCCCUGAUAGUUUCAAGCCUUUUACCCCUGAGUCUCUGGCAAACAUCGAGAGGCGCAUUGCUGAGAGUAAGCUCAAGAAACCACCAAAGGCUGAUGGCAGUCACCGGGAAGAUGAUGAGGACAGCAAGCCCAAGCCAAACAGUGACCUGGAAGCAGGGAAGAGUUUGCCUUUCAUCUAUGGAGACAUCCCCCAAGGCCUGGUUGCAGUUCCCCUGGAGGACUUUGACCCAUACUAUUUGACGCAGAAAACCUUUGUAGUAUUAAACAGAGGGAAAACUCUCUUCAGAUUUAGUGCCACGCCUGCCUUGUACAUUUUAAGUCCUUUUAACCUGAUAAGAAGAAUAGCUAUUAAAAUUUUGAUACAUUCAGUAUUUAGCAUGAUCAUCAUGUGUACUAUUUUGACCAACUGUGUAUUCAUGACUUUUAGUAACCCUCCUGACUGGUCCAAGAAUGUGGAGUACACGUUCACAGGGAUUUACACAUUUGAAUCACUAGUGAAAAUCAUUGCAAGAGGUUUCUGCAUAGAUGGCUUUACCUUCUUACGGGACCCAUGGAACUGGUUAGAUUUCAGUGUCAUCAUGAUGGCAUAUGUGACAGAGUUUGUGGACCUGGGCAAUGUCUCAGCGCUGAGAACAUUCAGGGUUCUCCGAGCUUUGAAAACUAUCUCUGUAAUUCCAGGCUUGAAGACAAUCGUGGGUGCCCUUAUUCAGUCUGUGAAGAAGCUGUCGGAUGUGAUGAUCCUGACAGUGUUCUGCCUGAGUGUUUUUGCCCUGAUUGGACUGCAGCUGUUCAUGGGGAACCUGCGAAACAAGUGUGUCGUGUGGCCUAUAAACUUCAAUGAGAGCUAUCUUGAAAAUGGCACCAAGGGCUUUGAUUGGGAAGAAUAUAUCAACAAUAAAACAAAUUUUUACAUAGUUCCUGGCAUGCUGGAACCUUUACUCUGUGGAAAUAGUUCUGAUGCUGGGCAAUGCCCAGAGGGAUACCAGUGUAUGAAAGCAGGAAGGAACCCCAACUACGGUUAUACAAGCUUUGACACUUUUAGCUGGGCCUUCCUGGCAUUAUUUCGCCUUAUGACCCAGGACUACUGGGAAAAUUUGUAUCAGUUGACUUUACGAGCAGCUGGAAAAACAUACAUGAUCUUCUUUGUCUUGGUCAUCUUUGUGGGCUCCUUCUACCUGGUAAACUUGAUCUUGGCUGUGGUGGCCAUGGCUUAUGAAGAACAGAAUCAGGCAACACUGGAGGAGGCAGAACAAAAAGAGGCUGAGUUCAAAGCAAUGUUGGAGCAACUUAAGAAGCAGCAGGAAGAAGCACAGGCUGCUGCAAUGGCCACGUCUGCAGGCACUGUCUCAGAAGAUGCCAUUGAGGAAGAAGGUGAAGAUGGUGUUGGCUCUCCACGGAGCUCUUCUGAAAUUUCUAAGCUCAGUUCAAAGAGUGCCAAGGAAAGACGAAACAGGAGAAAGAAGAGGAAGCAAAAGGAGCUCUCUGAAGGGGAAGAAAAAGGGGAUCCUGAGAAGGUGUUUAAGUCAGAGUCAGAAGAUGGUAUGAGAAAGAAGGGUUUUCGGCUGCCAGACAAUAGAAUCGGGAGGAAAUUUUCCAUCAUGAAUCAGUCCCUGCUCAGCAUCCCGGGCUCGCCCUUCCUCUCUCGCCACAACAGCAAAAGCAGCAUCUUCAGCUUCCGGGGCCCUGGUCGGUUCCGAGACCCCGGCUCUGAGAACGAGUUCGCCGACGACGAGCACAGCACGGUGGAGGAGAGCGAGGGCCGCCGCGACUCGCUGUUCAUCCCCAUCCGGGCCCGCGAGCGCCGCAGCAGCUACAGCGGCUACAGCGGCUACAGCCAGGGCAGCCGCUCCUCGCGCAUCUUCCCCAGCCUCCGGCGCAGCAUCAAGCGCAACAGCACCGUGGACUGCAACGGCGUGGUGUCGCUCAUCGGAGGGCCCGGCUCCCACAUCGGAGGGCGGCUCCUGCCAGAGGCAACAACUGAGGUGGAAAUUAAGAAGAAAGGCCCUGGAUCUCUUUUAGUUUCCAUGGACCAAUUGGCCUCCUAUGGUCGGAAGGACAGAAUCAACAGUAUAAUGAGUGUUGUUACAAAUACACUAGUUGAAGAGCUAGAAGAGUCUCAGAGAAAGUGCCCUCCAUGCUGGUAUAAGUUUGCCAAUACUUUCCUCAUCUGGGAGUGUCAUCCCUACUGGAUAAAACUGAAAGAGAUUGUGAACUUGAUCGUUAUGGACCCUUUUGUGGACUUAGCCAUCACCAUCUGCAUUGUUCUAAAUACGCUGUUCAUGGCCAUGGAGCAUCACCCUAUGACACCACAAUUUGAACAUGUCCUGACUGUAGGAAAUCUGGUUUUCACUGGAAUUUUCACAGCAGAAAUGUUCCUGAAGCUCAUAGCCAUGGAUCCCUACUAUUAUUUCCAAGAAGGUUGGAACAUUUUUGACGGAUUUAUUGUCUCCCUCAGUUUAAUGGAACUGGGUCUAGCAGACGUGGAGGGGCUUUCGGUGCUGCGAUCUUUCCGAUUGCUCCGAGUCUUCAAAUUGGCCAAGUCCUGGCCCACCCUGAACAUGCUGAUCAAGAUCAUUGGCAAUUCAGUGGGUGCCCUGGGCAACCUGACCCUAGUGUUGGCCAUUAUUGUCUUCAUCUUUGCCGUGGUGGGGAUGCAACUCUUUGGGAAAAACUACAAAGAGUGUGUGUGCAAGAUCAACCAGGACUGUGAACUCCCUCGCUGGCACAUGAAUGACUUUUUCCAUUCCUUCCUCAUUGUCUUUCGAGUGUUGUGCGGAGAAUGGAUUGAGACCAUGUGGGACUGCAUGGAGGUGGCAGGCCAGGCUAUGUGCCUCAUUGUCUUCAUGAUGGUCAUGGUUAUUGGCAACUUGGUGGUGCUGAACCUGUUCCUGGCCUUGCUUCUGAGCUCCUUUAGUGCAGACAACCUGGCAGCCACCGAUGAUGAUGGAGAAAUGAACAACCUGCAGAUCUCCGUCAUCCGAAUCAAGAAGGGUGUGGCGUGGACCAAAGUGAAAGUGCAUGCCUUCAUGCAGGCCCACUUUAAGCAGCGGGAGGCAGAUGAAGUGAAGCCUCUGGACGAGUUGUAUGAAAAGAAGGCCAACUGUAUUGCCAACCACACUGGUGUAGACAUCCACCGAAAUGGCGACUUCCAGAAGAAUGGCAAUGGCACAACCAGUGGUAUUGGCAGCAGUGUGGAGAAGUACAUCAUUGAUGAGGACCAUAUGUCCUUCAUCAACAAUCCCAACUUGACUGUGCGGGUGCCGAUUGCUGUAGGCGAGUCUGAUUUUGAGAACCUCAACACUGAAGAUGUUAGCAGCGAGUCAGAUCCUGAAGGCAGCAAAGAUAAACUGGAUGAUACCAGCUCCUCUGAAGGGAGCACCAUCGACAUCAAGCCAGAGGUAGAGGAAGUCCCUGUGGAGCAGCCUGAGGAGUACUUGGAUCCAGACGCCUGCUUCACAGAAGGUUGUGUCCAGCGGUUCAAGUGCUGCCAGGUCAACAUUGAGGAAGGGCUAGGCAAGUCUUGGUGGAUCCUGCGGAAAACCUGCUUCCUCAUCGUGGAGCACAAUUGGUUUGAGACCUUCAUCAUCUUCAUGAUUCUUCUCAGCAGUGGCGCCCUGGCCUUCGAGGACAUCUACAUUGAGCAGAGGAAGACCAUUCGUACCAUCCUGGAAUACGCUGACAAAGUCUUCACCUACAUCUUCAUCCUGGAGAUGUUACUCAAAUGGACAGCCUAUGGCUUUGUCAAGUUCUUCACCAAUGCCUGGUGCUGGCUGGAUUUCCUCAUAGUAGCUGUCUCUUUAGUCAGCCUUAUAGCUAAUGCCCUGGGCUACUCGGAACUAGGUGCCAUAAAGUCCCUUAGGACCCUAAGAGCUUUGAGACCCUUAAGAGCCUUAUCACGAUUUGAAGGGAUGAGGGUGGUGGUGAAUGCCUUGGUGGGCGCCAUCCCCUCCAUCAUGAAUGUGCUGCUGGUGUGUCUCAUCUUCUGGCUGAUUUUCAGCAUCAUGGGAGUCAACCUGUUUGCUGGAAAGUACCACUACUGCUUUAACGAGACUUCUGAAAUCCGCUUUGACAUUGAAAUCGUCAACAAUAAAACGGACUGUGAAAAGCUCAUGGAAGGCAACAACACAGAGAUCAGAUGGAAGAACGUGAAGAUCAACUUUGAUAAUGUUGGGGCCGGGUAUCUGGCCCUUCUUCAAGUAGCGACCUUCAAAGGCUGGAUGGACAUCAUGUACGCUGCUGUAGAUUCCCGAAAGGCUGAUGAGCAGCCUAAGUAUGAAGACAACAUCUACAUGUACAUAUACUUUGUCAUCUUCAUCAUCUUCGGCUCUUUCUUCACCCUGAACCUGUUCAUUGGUGUCAUCAUUGAUAACUUCAAUCAACAAAAGAAAAAGUUCGGAGGUCAAGACAUCUUCAUGACAGAGGAACAGAAGAAGUACUAUAAUGCCAUGAAAAAGCUGGGCUCAAAAAAACCACAAAAACCCAUUCCCCGUCCCUUGAACAAAAUCCAAGGAAUCGUCUUCGAUUUUGUCACUCAACAAGCCUUUGACAUUGUUAUCAUGAUGCUCAUCUGCCUUAACAUGGUGACGAUGAUGGUGGAGACAGACACUCAGAGCAAGCAGAUGGAGAACAUUCUCUACUGGAUUAAUCUGGUCUUUGUCAUCUUCUUCACCUGUGAGUGUGUGCUCAAAAUGUUUGCCUUGAGACACUACUACUUCACCAUUGGCUGGAACAUCUUCGACUUUGUGGUGGUCAUCCUCUCCAUCGUGGGGAUGUUCCUGGCUGAUAUCAUUGAGAAAUACUUUGUUUCCCCAACCCUUUUCCGAGUCAUCCGAUUGGCCCGUAUUGGGCGCAUCUUGCGUCUGAUCAAAGGUGCCAAAGGGAUUCGUACCCUGCUCUUUGCCUUAAUGAUGUCCUUGCCUGCCCUGUUCAACAUCGGCCUUCUGCUCUUCCUGGUCAUGUUCAUCUUCUCCAUCUUUGGGAUGUCCAAUUUUGCAUAUGUGAAGCACGAGGCUGGCAUUGACGACAUGUUCAACUUCGAGACAUUUGGCAACAGCAUGAUCUGCCUGUUCCAGAUCACAACCUCGGCUGGUUGGGAUGGCCUGCUGCUGCCCAUCCUCAACCGGCCCCCUGACUGCAACCUGGACAAGGAACACCCAGGGAGUGGCUUCAAGGGGGACUGCGGGAAUCCCUCCGUGGGCAUCUUCUUCUUUGUCAGCUACAUCAUCAUCUCCUUCCUGAUUGUGGUGAACAUGUACAUCGCCAUCAUCCUGGAGAACUUCAGUGUAGCCACAGAAGAAAGUGCAGACCCUCUGAGUGAGGAUGACUUUGAGACCUUCUAUGAGAUCUGGGAGAAGUUUGACCCCGACGCCACGCAGUUCAUCGAGUACUGUAAGCUGGCAGACUUCGCAGAUGCCUUGGAGCAUCCUCUCCGCGUGCCCAAACCCAACACCAUUGAGCUCAUCGCCAUGGAUCUGCCAAUGGUGAGCGGCGAUCGCAUCCACUGCUUGGACAUCCUUUUUGCCUUCACCAAGCGGGUCCUGGGAGACAGUGGGGAGUUGGACAUCCUGCGGCAGCAGAUGGAGGAGCGGUUCGUGGCAUCGAAUCCUUCCAAAGUGUCUUACGAGCCAAUCACAACCACACUGCGGCGCAAGCAGGAAGAGGUGUCUGCAGUGGUCCUGCAGCGCGCCUACCGGGGACAUUUGGCAAGGCGGGGCUUCAUCUGCAAAAAGAUGACUUCCAAUAAGCUGGAGAAUGGAGGCACACACCGGGAGAAAAAGGAGAGCACCCCAUCCACAGCCUCCCUCCCAUCCUAUGACAGUGUGACUAAACCUGACAAGGAGAAGCAGCAGCGGGCAGAGGAAGGAAGAAGGGAAAGAGCCAAAAGACAAAAAGAGGUCAGAGAAUCCAAAUGUUAGAGGAGAACAAAAAUGAAGUGGUAUAUACCGGUUUAACACUCGCAAGUGAAAGAUUGUUUACAAACUUCCUGAAUACUAUCAAUGCAGAACAGCUGUGGAGACACUGUACCCUGAAGAUCUGUACCAAACGUAAUCUGCUUCCCAUGACCAUGUGACACGGUUGCAUCUUGAGCAGUGACCUGCCGAGGGCAAAGGACCCUGCUCCCGGGACACAGAUUUUCUAUUGCUUGGGCAGGUGGUUACUGCAUGUUCCACAUUCAGUCAAUGCAACUUAGGACAAAAACUAACAGGAUAUAAAAACAGGAGAGGCUGCCGGGACCAGCACAUUUCCGUUGCAGCCAAAUGGAUUUUAUUUUUUCAUUUUGUUGAUUCUCAGAAGCAGAAAGCAUCACUUUAAAAGUUUGUUUGUUCAUGCAAACUAUAUUUGCACUCUGACAUUAGUUAAGCUAAGCAGCAAAAAGGGAAAACACACACACUCACAUUUAGCCCAUGUCAUUCAGUUGUCAGUUUCUUUGACAUAAACCACAUCUUCUCCACAUGAGCUUCACGUGGUUUGGAGAUGGGUGGGGGAAAACAAUCAGGUUUUCUUUCAGGCUGAGGAGGACUUGCUCAGGCCGAUUCCAAACAUUGUGCUCGUUCAAUGCGUAGAAACGAUUUGCAUGAUGGCAUGCCGUGAUCAGAAGUCAUGCAUGAGAUCCAUACACCACAGGACACUGCUCUAAUCCUGUCCCCCGCAUUGGGUCAGCCUCUGGACAGAACCCAGCCCUGCACCGUUCACUGUAUUUGGAGAAAAUGGUAAGAGUUCCAUACCGGCUGCAAUUCUUUGAGUUCUUAGAAAGUCUUUUCAUACACCUUCUGGGCAGGGAAAUAUAACCAAUCAAUUGACCGCCACCAACAACAAGGGGAAAAAAAAAACCCACUCCAACAAGCAGAUGGAUCCGUGUGUGUCUAUGUUUAACAGACAUCUCUAACAUACAGCCAUUGUUGCACAUUUUGCAAGAUGAACUACUUAAUGCUGUUCUGUGUCUAGUACAUGGGGAGACUCUGAUCCCAAAUGGCUUGUACUAUUAAUGUCACUAUAAAACCAAAUCCUAGGGCUAAAAAAAAAAAAAAAGUUCAUUUGUAUCUUGCAAUAUUUAUGAUGAUGGUUCAGCCUUCAUAUUGGAGAACUGACACUUGGGGUGGAGAUAAGAGUGCUAUUCAGAGUAGCAUGUUAUCUCUAGGGGAUAUUUGGGGAAACUUAAAGCAACCUUUCACUGGGGGUUCUGGGGUGCUCACUUCAUUUAGCGUCAUGUCCUUCUGCAUCAUGGCUUUCUCCGGGCUUGGGUCGAUAUGGAGUGGGGUUCAGAUAUGCUGACCUGACCUGGCCUCUCCCUUCUGCAGAGGGGUUGUCACAGUCCUCACUUUUGUGGUUCCCCCUGCCUCCAUCACAUCUCUCCACUGAGUAGGGCUUUUCCUUCCCAGCCUUGCAGCCAGAUG